Molecule: messenger RNA, 2643 nt
Organism: Carya illinoinensis
Lineage: Eukaryota; Viridiplantae; Streptophyta; Magnoliopsida; Fagales; Juglandaceae
Exons: 5
Coding region: 358-528 (56 amino acids)
Source: RefSeq, a predicted model, not a curated record
CACAAAGCAACACUUGGAUUCCGAGCUGACUCGAUCGAGGUCGUCUUCCUACCCGGGCAUCAAGCAUUUCUCUCUUCCACCCUUAUCUUUCUCAGUGUGGGUUUGAGUGAUGGAGAUCCAUUGUGAAUCGGAGACUGGAGAUCCUGUAUCGGAGACCCACACGGCCUUCUGCUCAACGGAGACCCUUAACUCCUUUAACUCCAUAGGAGACCCGCACAAGUCUCCAAUUCUCAAGAUGGAGACCCAGGUCUGCAUAGGAUGAUGGGAGGCCCCGUGGGAAUCGAUCUACAUCCAUAGUUCAAUUUUCAGCCAAAAAAAUUUGCCAAGGCAUAGGAGAAUACAAAGGAGGAGCAGAAAAUGGUGAAAGUGUCCACCUACUUCGCAAUGUCACUUGGAGCUUUCUUAUUCUGGGAAUCUAUGGAUAAGCUUCACGUUUGGAUUGCUCUACAUCAAGAUGAAAAGGUGAAAUUCCUCACAUUUGGACUCAACAAGAUAAGAGGAAAUUUUUUGUGGAGGAAGAUGGUAUGACCGAGAAGGCCGACUGGUGAACUUGAGGAUGAGUUGCCGCAAGGCGAUGUGAACUCCGCCAUGCCCAGGGCAUUAAAUUGGAUGACAGAGUUCCUUUAACAGGAUUUUCGGCCGCCAUAAGGAGAUUAGAAUAGGGUGGUCUGAGCCGGGAGCACCUAUGAGUACUUUUUAGCGCAUAUGACCCGUCUUCACGGUUGAAGAGGAUUAACUUUGGGCUGGGAGGUGGAUUGAAGAUAUAGAAAGGACAUUCGAAGUUUGUGGUUGCAUGGACGCCCAGAAGGUGUUGUAUGUGAGUUAGCCGUUGCAAGGUGAAGCAGCUGCUCGGUGGAAGACCAAGCAGGAACUCUUGGGAAUUGAGUUGGGAUCGUUUGUAGCUGUGUCUUGGCAGCGCUUCAAGAAAGAGUUCGAUGACCAUUUCUUCCCUGUUUCUGUGAGGCGACAGAAAGCAUGGGAAUUCAAUAACUUGGUUCUAGGAGCUAUGACUGUCAAGCAGUAUGCCCGGAAGUUUAUGGAGGUCGGGCGAUUUGCAACCCAUCUAAUAGCCACUGAGGAGAUGCGCGCAGAACAUUUUCAAGAAGGGUUGCGCCAACAGAUUUGUAAACAGGUUGCUUGCUUGCAAAUCCAAAAUUUUCAGAGGUUGGUCGAGUUGGCCACUAUUGUUGAGUGAGAAAAUAGUUUUGAGGUAGGCUCCUCUUCGGGUAAGAAGAGGCAGAAUUUUGCUAGAGAAUGAAGUAGUUCCAGGUCGCCAUAAAAGACAAGAAUUUUUGGUGCUCCUCUAAGAAACGAUGCCAUAAAAAAAACAAGGGGAUGGAAGACAAGGUUUUUUGGUGCUCCUCUCAGGCUUAAAUUUUUUUUCAGCAUUCUUUGACAUUGUGUAUUCCACCCUUUAAUCAAGGGGAUGGAAGACAAGAUUUUUUGGUGCCCCUCUAAGAAACGAAUAUUUAUAGUCCGCUCUUCAUACCAAGCCAUGACCAUGCGCAACACGAAUCCAUUCUUAUGGAAGAGCAAUUGGAAGACAAAGGCACCUCUAAAUGUAGCAUUUUUUAUAUGGACGGCUUCUUUGGAGAAGAUCCUCACCUCACUCUAGACAACUUAAAAAAACAUCGAAUCAUGAUCAUGGAUUGGUGUUAUAUGUGCAAGAAGGGCGUACAGUCCGUGGACCAUCUACUAUUUCAUUGUAAGGUUGGCAUGACUUUGUAGAAUGAAGUCUUCGCUCAGUUGGGACUAGCUUGGGUGAUGCAGAGAAGGGUAAGCAACCUCCUUGCUUCUUGGAGAGGCAUUCAGCAACUCUGAAAUUGCAUCAAUAUGUAAAAUGGUCCCGAUGUGACCAUGGUGGUGCAUUUGGAGAGAGAUGAAUGAAAGAAGCUUUGAAGAUUAAGAGCAGUCAAUGGUUGAGCUUAGAAACUUAGUUUUUAAUAAUUUAUUCCAUUGGUAGAUUGUAAUUGAUUUUUGUGGCAUGACUUUUUAUGAAUUCUUUGUACCACUAAACUAGCACUCUUAGGUGUUGCUCUUGUAUAUGUCCGGUAUACUUGGGCUUUUGUGUACUCUUUUGAUCAAUAAAAAUUUGUUUAACAAUCAAAAAACAAAUAUGGUUGCUGAUUUUUAUGUUAAUCCACAUCAUUUUUUAUUAUAGGUAACAAAUGAAUGUUUAAGCCUUAAAGAAUAUCCGCAUCAUUUUCUGCUGUAGUGAGCUUGAUUUCCUUUUUUGUUUUCAUUUUUUUUCACAGAGAGAGAGACUGGAGAAGGAAGCGGAAAUCAAGAGAGUCCGGGAGGAGCUAUUGAAACAAGCCAAACAUAGGGACUCUCUAUUGUGACCGCAUUGUGUUUUGCUGCGGGUGUUGUUUUCUCUAAAUUCCUCUCAUUAUUUUUACUUGAAUUGUCUAGGGCUGUAUGGUUAGCAAACAUAACAACAAACUUCAUCUGUUUCAUGCUGAUGAGUUUUCCGUUUCAAAUUUUAUUUUUACUUGCUUUAUGAACCAGCGCAUUUGUAUCUGCCUGCACCUGUUGGAAUGUUAAGUGAAGUUGGUUUUAAUAAGACUGUUGCAUCUUCUAUGAGUUGUUUUGAUGUAAUAGAAGCAGUAAUUGAAAUUAAGAGAAACUGCAUUUUUGCUUGAA